CUGGCGCAUGCGCAGACGAUACCUCCACCAUUGACGCAUGCGCAUUAUCUUGCUCUUUUUUCCUUCAAGGCCGAAAACUCAGGUCCCGUUUCGUUUCUACGCAUGCCCAGUUAGUUCCUUUUUCUGCACAUGCGCUGUUGAGCCACUUAAGAACCUUUUUCGCGCCUGUAUUACUCCCAUGCGGGAUAUAUUUCGCUCUAUUAAAAGGAGGCAUUUCUACUUCCGGCUGCUGCUUCUCCUCACUGAGGAAAGAAAUGGGCUCACUUUCCCAUCAUCCCCGGACAACUCCAAGGCCCAUCAUCCCCAAAUGAUGGCUGGAGAAGAGGCAUGAGAGACAAGUGACCGCUCCAAGGCCAUGGCCGUCUUUGACACCCCACAGGAGGCCUUUGGGGCUUUGCGCCCAGUCUGUGUCCAACUGACCAAAGCCCAGACGGUGGAGACGGUGGAGGAGCUGCAAGGCCAGCUCCGGAGGGUUAGUGACUCAGCCUUACAGGAACUGCAGGAGUACGUCCUCUUCCCAUUGAGGUUUGCCCUCAAGACCCCGGGCCCCAAGCGGGAGCGCCUUGUCCAGAGUGUGGUGCAAUGCGUGUCCUUCCUGUUGUCUUCCACUUGCGUGAAGAAGCCCGACCUCCUCCUUGAACUCUUCUCCGAACUCUGCUUGUGCCUGGCCUCUCCGUCUGCCCCGUGCCAAGUGGCCCCUUUGUCUGAGGAACUGAAGCUCUCUGUGAUCCAAGCCAUCCUAGCUUUGGUUCAUUCAGCGUAUGGAGACGUUGUCAUGUCCUUGUACCAGCCGUCUGCCCUUCCGCACUUGGGCUUUGCUGUGUCUUUGCUGCUGUCCUUAGCAGAGCAAGAGAAAGCCAGGCACGUCAAGCUCGAGGCCUUGAAAUGCCUGCAGGCUCUCCUUUUGCAGUGCGACUGCCAGGACUAUCACAGGCCUUUAGAGGAGGAGGACAGGAGGCGCUGUGGGGACCUCUUUGCCUCUUUCCUCCCUGGGAUCUCCAUCUCUCUUUCCCAAAUCAUCACUGGAGAUACAAAGCAAGGCCAUGCAGUGGUUGUCUCGGCCCUCAGAGUCUUCUCUCGAGCGGUCAGUUUGGUCAUGGAGGACGUACAGCUGAAACAAAUCCCAGCAAAGGAGGAGGAGGUGAAGAAGAAGAAGCCAGCCUUGGAGGGAAGCAGAAUAUCCCAGCUUAUGGUGCACAGAGACCCUGAAUGGAGCAAAAGCACCGCAGCCAAACUCUCCAUCCUUAUCAAGAAGGUGGUUGCUUCCGUCUCCGUCCAUCCGCACUGGAAAGCGAGGCAGGAACUGGUUAAGAUGGUUCGCCUCUUAAUAUGGACAUGUGGCCAGUCGUUGGCGGAAUCCGUCGGCGAGCUUUUGAAGGCCUUGGUGAGCUUUGUAAAUGAUGAGAGAGCUGAAAUCCAGGCUCAGAGCAAUGAGGUCCUCAGGAGCAUCGCAGCUCAAGGCAUGGUGGCCGGCAACAGGCAACUCACCGAUGUUCUUGCAGAAGACCUUCACUCCCUGGCCACGGCUCUUCCGCGCUUAAUGAACUCCCAGGAUGACCAGGGUAAGCUGUCGACCCUGAACCUGCUGCUUGGCUACUUGAAGCUGCUGGGACCCAAGGUGAGCAUCGUCCUCAACUCGGCGUCCCAUCUCCAGCGUCUCUCCAAAGCCUUAGUGCAAGUCUUGGAGCUGGAUGUGAAAGACGUGAAGAUCGUGGAAGAGAAGUGUCACAGCUCCGGAGGCCUGGAAGAGUCAGUAAAGGAUGGCAUUCAAAGGAAGUACUUCCGGUUCUUCGCCGAUGAUCGGAUCCUCCCUCUGCUUCAACAGAUCUGCCAGGUUCUCGGCUACUACGGGAACAUCUAUUUGCUUGUGGACCAUUUCAUGGAUCUCUACAGAGAAUCAGCUUCAUACCGAAAACAGGCCGCCUUGGUGGUCAACGAACUGGUUGCCGGAGCCGCAGGGCUGGACGUGGGUGUCCUCCAUGAACGGGAAAUGGCACUGAGCGCCGAGGAUCUCAAGGAAGUAGUGACAUCCAUUUUGGAAGAGUACGUGGACCAAGCAAACUGGCAUCUGAUCACCACCGUUGAGGUGGAAGAGACCGAUAAUGAACCGGCUGUGAAAUAUUCAGGUCUUCUUGCUGUUGCCUCUGAAUCGCACAGCCAAGCUCUUCCUCUGUCCGACCCGAAACCCACCAUCCGCUCCAUGAACAGCAACAUCUGGCAAAUCUGCAUCCAGCUGGAAGGCAUUGGCCUCUUUGCCCAAGCGCUGAAGAGGGACUUCCGCUUGCUGUUUCUCUCUGCUUUGUACCCAGUUCUGGAGAAGGCCGGAGACCCGACACUGCUUAUUGGCCAGGCGGCACGAAAGGCCUUGUCUGAAAUCUGCUGCGCCUGUGGCUAUGGCUCUGUCCCCGAGCUAAUCAACCAAAACGCGGACUACCUGGUGGAUGGGAUCUCCCUGCGCUUGCGACACAUGGCUCACGAGCCCCAUGCUUUGCAGGUCUUGGAGGCCAUGCUCCGGCACUCGGACGCCAACGUGCUGCCUUUGAUCCAGGAUGUGGUCCAGGACGUUCUGGCCAAGCUGGACCAGUGCCACACUGACCGGGUCUCAUCGUUCCUUGGGGUCAUGCACACACUGAUGCAGAUGCUAGCUUCUUGGUCCAAAGUGGAGCCUCCAGCAAGAAAGGACUGGGAGCCAGAAGGUGGACAUUCCCUGGAGGCCACCCAUCCACACGAGAAACUCCCAGCCCUGCAGCCACCAACAGUAAUGGAAAUGGAGGAGUUUUUCCAGGAAUAUGUCAAGCAGAAACGGGUUGCGGAGGGUGACCUCUCUGAGUCAGAGGAUGAGGAGCAAGAAUUGCCACCACCAGAUGACAAGUUUGAGACCUGCGAGGAGCAGAGCCAGUUGCCGCUUUAUGCCCAGACGGCCAAAGACGUCAUGGAAAGAUGUGUCCACCUACUCUCCGGAAAGAGCCUUCGCAUCCGAUUGAAGGUCCUGGAUGUCCUGGAACUAUGCGUGGUAGCGCUCGGCACUCAUGAAAACAUCCUCCUUCCUUUGGCGCAUCGGACGUGGCCUCCGCUCGUUAAUCGCCUCACUAACGACGACCCCCUGGCCGUACUCCGGGCCUUCAGAGUGCUGUGUGUGCUGGGAGCCCACUGUGGCAACUUCCUGCGGCCACGCUUCUCCAAGGACAUCCUUCCGCGGCUGGCCGCCUCCCUUGACCGGCAGGCCCCGGUCAGCGCCCGAGCUGGACCCGUCUAUGGCCACACGCUGGCCUUCAAGCUGCAGCUGACGGUGCUCCAGGGCUUGGGCUCCCUCUGCAAGACACUGGACCUCGGUGAGAAUGAGCUGAAUCGCGUGGCCAGCGUCUGCCUGCCUUACCUGAGCGCCAAGCAGCCGGCAAAGCUCCAGGAGGCUUCCUGCAGCGUCUUCCUCUACCUGAUGCAGAUGGACCCCGAUGCCACCUGGCUCUUCCUCUGCAACGUCUGGUGCCCGCAGACCUUCCAGCCUCCACAUCCGGACCUGGCGCCCAUCAAACUCCGCGGGAUGGGCAAGAAGCGCAAUGAGUUCACUGACAAUGUGCAGCGACUGUUGGAGGAGCUGCACAGAAGAGAGGGAGGAGGAGGAGAAAGACCCUGAAGAACACCCCUGAACCAUGGAAGAAGGCAAGGCGGAUGAAGCACCUGGACCAGGAGACAAAGAAACCUGAGAAGGACCAGAAAGAGAUGAGGGGGCUCUAAAAAGGGAACAAACCAGAGCUGAAGAUGGAUGGAGCAAUCUCUGAGGGGCUCCACUGGGAAGGGAGCAUUUAGACAUGGUUGCAGAAGGUUCUCUGAACCUCCCUAGUGGUCUCCAAGCUUAGCAGACACUCACCUGCCUUAGAAUGCACUUCCACUGUUGUGUACAUUUCCAAGAGUCUUGGUAGUCCUUCUGGCUGAACAUUUCCAUACAAUCCUGCAGUUCUCCAUUAAGAAGAAAGCUCUUGGACUUAGUUGCAACCUUCUUGGUGGCCUCCAAGGUUAGCCUGUCCUCUAACGCAAUUGCUCUGCGUUGCAGUUAUGGACAUUUCUGAGAAUCUAGGAGAGUCAUCUGGUAAAAUGCUUCCAUACAAUCCUGAGGGUCUGCACUGGGGACAAAGCUCUUGGACUUGUUUGAAGAAGGUUCUGUGAACCUUCUUGGUGGCCUUCAAGCCAAGCAGAUCCUCACCUGACUUGGAACACUGUGUUCUAUAGUUCUGUAUAUUUCUGAGAGUCUUGGACUUCCUGUUAGUUGUUGCAGCCACUGGAGGUGAAGGGAUCUCACCUCCUUCCAUUUGGCCCCAAGAUCUUGGCCAUUGAAGGUCAGAGAUCGGCCUGAGCAACUCAUGCACUGAGUUGUAACUCCAUACCUACGUGUCCACCAUGUGCAAAACGCCGGCUUCUUCUCUUAAAGCCACUGAUUGCAAGACCUGCCCCAUUGCUCCCAGGAGAACUAGGGGGAUUCUUGUGGGGCAAGAGAAAUGUUGGACUGGUUUCUUGCAAAAGCGUUUUGCAAAUAGAUGAUGACCUCUGAUUUGCACAAAACGUUGUGCAUUGGCCUCUUUUUCACGCAGUGUACCAUCUUGCUUCGCUCCCGUUCACUUCUCACAAGCAGUUUUUGCAAAUUCUGUACCUCAUUAAUCUCAUUUAUCUUGGCAGUCAUGGGAUGCCAACUGUUUCUAAUAACUUUGCCAUUUAAAGAAACAUUGUAUGGAAUUUUAUGUCACUGGGCAGGAGGGGGAUAUACGAUCCUGUGCUUAGUGGAGAUUAUUAUUAUCCUUAUCAUCCUGCUUUUAUCUCUCAGUUAAGAUGCCAAGCGACUCGUGACAUUAAAAAAGGAAUACAAUUUAAAAUGCAAAUAUUAAGAUAGAAUGCAACGUACAAAUCAAUUAAAAUGACUUAAAAUAGCAAAAUACUUUAAAAAGUUGUUAAUAUAAUCAAAUAUUUUAUAGAAACUAACCAAUGAGGGGAUGCUGAACUAGAAAGUUGUUCCUUUGCACCCGAGAAAGUCAUGCUGUACUAGUUGGAUGCACAAAGUUUCAUGUUGGGAACGGAUUUUGCAAUAAAAUGCAUCAGAAUCCACAAA
Messenger RNA from Anolis carolinensis (green anole), 5098 nucleotides. RefSeq names its product TELO2 interacting protein 1 (gene tti1). Gene Ontology annotation, biological process: chromatin remodeling. Lineage: Eukaryota; Metazoa; Chordata; Lepidosauria; Squamata; Anolidae. The transcript has 8 exons. The record is from RefSeq and is a predicted model, not a curated record. The coding region runs from base 356 to 3634 and encodes 1092 amino acids. Gene Ontology annotation, cellular component: cytoplasm.